GCGGCCUGAGGCGCGGCGGGCUCAGCGCCGGGAGCGGCGGGGCGGGAGGCCGGGAGCCGACAGAUUGAAAACUGAGAAUGGCAGGAGAACAGAAACCGUCCUGCAAUCUUCUAGAGCAGUUUAUUUUACUGGCCAAAGGUACAAGUGGCUCAGCUCUGACUGCUCUUAUAAAUCAAGUGCUGGAGGCUCCUGGGGUUUAUGUCUUUGGAGAGCUGUUGAAGUUAACAAACGUGCAGGAGCUUGCUGAAGGGUCCAAUGCUGCUUAUUUCCAGCUGCUGAACCUGUUUGCAUACGGAACAUACCGAGACUAUGUAGCAAACAAAGACAACCUGCCUGAAUUAACAGUGACUCAGAAGAACAAGCUGAAGCACUUGACGAUCGUAAGCCUGGCGUCCAGAAUGAAGUGCAUUCCCUAUUCUGUGUUGCUGAAGGAUCUGGAUAUGAGGAAUCUGAGGGAGCUGGAAGAUCUGAUUAUUGAAGCGGUUUAUACAGAUAUUAUCCAGGGGAAGUUGGAUCAACGAAACCAGGUGUUAGAGGUGGAUUUUUGUAUUGGUAGAGACAUUCAGAAGAAGGACAUCAGUAACAUUGUCAAAACACUCCAGGAAUGGUGCGAUGGUUGUGAGGCAGUUCUUUUAGGAAUUGAGCAGCAAGUACUUAGAGCCAACCAGUACAAAGAGAACCAUCACAGAACUCAGCAGCAGGUAGAGAUGGAGGUCACAAACAUAAAGAAAACAUUAAAAGCUACAGCCUCGUCGUCGGCACAGGAGAUGGAACAGCAGCUGGUAGAGCGAGAGUGCCCUCCACACACAGAACAAAGGCAGCCCACAAAGAAGAUGUCCAAAGUCAAAGGGCUGGUCUCCAGCCGCCACUAGAAUGUACCAUCUAAAUUGUCAUUCAGUUAGGAAUGACAACAGGAGGAGCAAAAAGGGCCUGCAACUCCUUUUCGGUGGGUUCUGGGCCAGUCCCUUCCAGGCUGGCAGAUAAAAGCCCUGUUGAAUACAGCUCCCAGUUAGCAGCACCUGGCUAAGUUACACUGUGCUGCCCCUAUGAAGUUUCAGGGUGUCCCUGUUCUGGUCUUCUGAAGAGGGACUUUUAAAGAAAGGGACUAACCAAAAGGGGCAGGAAAAAACCAAAAUAUCUGUGGACAGUUUUGCUCCCUCCCAGCUAGUUUUAUUGCUGCUUAACCUUGAGGAAGCUGCUGUACUAAACAGAUCUUGGGAGAGCUUCUAUAGCAUCCCAGGGUUGAAGUGUGGCUACCAAAGCCAGGCUGGGAGUGAGGAAGCCAUCAACACAGAUCUUUUCAUUCCCAAAGGGAGUGCAGGAAGGUUUCUAGGCCAGGAACUGCUUUACAUGGUAGUCUUCAGCCUUUCUGCUACCCCUGUCUAUUUUAAACUGGGGUGAAAUUCACACUACCUCGCUCUGAAGGUGAGAUCCAGUGCUGGGCUGUUUACUUAACUGUCUGUUUACUGCCCUUACUAAGCUCUUUUAUCUCUCCCAGAUUUAAAGCACUGUUCUGCAUCUCUGAGGCAUCAAUACAAUAAGGAGGAAGCAGGCUGCUCUUUCACGCCUUCCUUCUUGCAGGUGGUCAGGGUCAUGCUAGAAACUGUUCCUCCUGAAUGUGAUGUGACCUCCCAGAGCUGCUUGUGAGUUGUUUCCCCCAUUGAUAUCUUCGGAGAGUAAUGAAUUCGCUCUUCCUUGGAUGCUGGCGACAGUGGUCUGCACGGGAGAGGAGCCUGUUUGGCAUCAAGGCAGGCUGGUGGCCCAGGACCCACUGGCAGGGGUCGCAGCAGCAUCCCCUUGCUGAAGCAAUGGACUUGACUAGUUUUUCUGAAUUUUGAACACUUUCAGGUUGUAUUUUCUUCCCUUGUUUUUGUACAUUGUUGUGAUUCUAAAGCAUUUCAGCCUUUGUUUUGUGGGGUUUUUUAUUUGUUACAGGCUAAUUUCAGGUGAUUUGCACCUAGUUUGUCAAGGUGUGGGGUUGUUUUUUUUUUAAGGGGGAAGCAUUGGAACAGCAAUUCAUGAAACAGCACAUUUUAGAAAAAAAAUUAAAAAUGCUGAUUUAAUGUCAGAGUCUGGAGUCUUGACUUUGAGGCUGCUUUAGGCUUGUAGUCCAGUGGCACUUGUUCACUUGAGAAUUUACUUGUUUCUUGGUGUAUGUUAUCCAAAGGUCUGACUGAGCUCCCUCAUUCAUAUGGGAGGCAGGGAAGCGCUCUUCACGUUUUGUCAGUAGUUCACCUUUGUCUAAUUUUGUGCAGAAGGAUCUGUGGCAAAGCUGGUAGCUGAGCCCAGUGUCCUGAGCCUAAACAGCUUUGGCUGAUUGUGGAAGGUUUGUAGCUGUACUCUGUCUUAGGCCAAUUGAUUCCUCCCUUUGGGUCUAGCAGAGUGUACUUUGUAGUUUGGCCCCUGCAUUUCACUUCUGUAAAGGGAAGAGCUUCCCGUGAGCGGGCAGGGGAGCUGUUGAAGCAGAGGACUGUGACAAUCCUCCAGUCCUGCAGCCAACUGUCACCUGCGCUUGCUUGUGCAGUGCACGUGCCUUCCUCUUAUUGCUACCAGGACUCUUUGCCAUCUGCAUGUUUGCAGUCCUCAGUCAUGGGACUUGUUCACUUUUGAAAGUAAAUCCUUCUCCUUUUCUUCUCCUGCAGAGCAGGCACACCAGCUUGUAAUCUGGAGAGGUAGAUCUAAAUAACCCCUCUCCAGCUUCCUCUGGGUCAAGUCGCAGAGGCUUCUGAUUCUGAUCAAACUUCUGAUUCUUUACCAGCUCUCUGUCCCCCUAGAAAUGCAAGCCAAAAUAUUCCCAGGGAAGGAUGUUAAGUGAGUAAGUCCAGAGCACGAAGCCUUCCCCUGUACCUCAGGGGAGCUGUUCCCCAAGCAGUGGCAGUACUAGUUCCUAUUCCAGCUUCUCCCAGUGUUUAGCUGACAGCUUCUGAGAGGUGCAGGUGGACUUUGUGUCCCCAAAUCUGUGUGAUAGAGAUGGAUUGGGUCUGUUUCUGGCUUGCUGUGUGGACAGCUGCAGCAUACUGGUUGUCCAGUUCCUCACUGAAUUUGACUGGUGAGAGUAGGCUCUGUUUUCUUUCCUUCCUGUUUUUAAUAUCAGUCCUGUAAAGAGGCAGGAGGAAUACAAAUGCCUUUGGGCAUUGUUUUUAGUUCCUCAGCAAGCCACAGUCUGCUGGGGAAAUAGAUGUGAGUUUGGCACCCUUGGUGUUUGUUCCCUGCCAGUUACAGGAGUCACAUUAGUUUGCUGGAGCUUCUUUAGUGUGUUGGAAGUUUUCGAGUUUGUUCUUACGUUUUUGCUGUUCUCAAAGCCUGGCUGGGGGUGAGGAUCUUAUUCAUGCUUCGGUACACAUUGCCUUUGAUCAACAAAGAAGCAAGGGAGGAAAUAGCACUUUGAAUAAAGAGCUGUCCCAUGUUUGAUGGUGACAGAGGACGGAGAAGGGACUGGGGUAUUGGAGGGAAUGGAGCUGUUUGCGUGUUUGGCUUUCCUGGUGUGCCAGCGACGGGCUUGGUGCCGCAAAAGGAGGGGGGUGUCUGCGAUGAGCCCAGGCUGAGAUGAGUCAUUAACAAAUGACAUGCACAGAGUACCUGGGGGAGGCAAACAGCUCUGCAGCAGCUGGUUAAUGAAUCUGGCUUGAAGGAAAGAGUUAGAAGCUAUUCCGGGAAUGAAGCAGAAGGCAGAGUUGUUAACAGGGAAGGAUGCAGGAGGUGCUGUGCUGUUUGAGAAGGACAACAGAUAAAGAUUCUGUUGGCUCCCUGUGACUACAGAAAGGGCAGCAACUCAGAGCAGAGUUGCAUGAAUUAGGGGCUGGUGGGGACUGGAUUGUGAACAGUUUUGAGAGGGGAGUGCCCGGGGAGCUUAACUGUGCUAUGGGAAUGAGAGGGAGGUGGGAGCAGAGGCAGUUUUGAUGUAAACUCCCAUGUAUUGCAUGUGCCUGCUGGAGGCAGCUAAGGCAGCUUGUCUGAGCACUGCUGGACUCUGCUGGACACUGCUCCCUGGCACGGGGAGAGUGUCCUGCCCUGCUUUGGUUUAUGGCAGCAAAGAGCUGCUCCAGCCGCAGCUCACUCCAAGAUUGCAGCAGGGCAGACUUUGAGCUAUUGAACUUCUGUUUGCCUCUUCCACCCGGAGGGAGACAAAGUGGAUGGAGCUGCCUUCCCUCUGCUCUUCAGGGCUUUAUUGUCUAGCUUUGUGUUCUGCUGCUCCACUUGUACUACUGCUUGUUUAAUAUGGAAUUGAGCACUGAGCUGGAAAAUGGAAGAGAGGAUCUCAGCUGAUUGCAGUGCUGGUAGGCUGCCCUAGCCCUAAAGCUGUGCCUCAUGCUAACAAAUGUCCCUGGCAUUCCUGCUGUGACUCGGUUGAUACCAGCUAACAUCAGGCAAUUCUGGAAUAUGAUAAAGCAAUGCUGAUGUCCAUCUUUUACAGAAGAAAAAAAGUUUUGGCUCAAAAUCUGUUUGUCUUUUACUUCCCUCCUCACCUUCUUAGAUAAGUUGAAUGCCAGGUUAGUCUUGUGUUGAGAGCAGGAGGGAAAGUCAGUGAUGCUGACAGACCCUUCUGUGUUCAAAUUUGUUCAGACCAGUCCUGCAAUUGGUCUUGUACAGAUUUCUGAAAUCCAGUGGGUGCUUUUGGAGCUGCACUCAGGCUAGCAGAUCUCUCUCCAUGGAUCGUGUACAGGAGCUUCAGAGCUGCUCUCCAGAGUGAAGCUGGGGAAAGCAAAGCUUUUGUUCCUAUAGAGGCAGUGGUAGAAAGAGUUGGCCAUUCUCCCACCAGUCCUGCAAAGCGAAUUUUGCUGAACAGCUUUCAGUUCCUGUAAGAAUGGAAAAUGAUACAGACCUCAGAGGGUGGCUUUGGUUUUAGUGUUCUUAUCCUAUGAGGGUGAAAUGCUUUGCUUCAUGUGUGUGAAGCAGACUUGGGCUUACUCAUUGCAGAGGAGACAGAAGGAAGAGUGCCCUUAGCUUUGAUAGCUGUGUUGGAACGUAACAAAUCACAUGGGUAACCCAGACUUUUCCUAAACUUUCAGUUCUCUACAGAUUUAUGUGAGUACAGCUAAGCUGGAAACCACACAAAGCCACCCCUGCAGGGUAAAACAGUCCAAGCUUGUGUGUUUGUAGGGCUGCUGUGCUGGGGUUUGUUACUUCAGCAUCUGAGCCAAUUGCAAACUACAAUGGAGAGAAACAACCUUGCUCUUUAUUAUUCUUAAAAAUGGGGAAAUGGAGAAAUUUAAGAACCUGCCCAACAAAUAUAUAGGCCUUGCUAGCAAGAUGUUGGGCACUUAGUCCCAAACAAAGUCUCUUGUUUUUUUUCCACCCCACUAAUUCCUCUGUAGCAUCUGACCUAAUGCAAGGGAACCACAACCUGAAUCUACGUAGCAUAUUUUUGUAUAAUCUAAGAGAGAGAGUAACCCAGGGGCAGCAAGGAAAGUAAAUUAAAGUUUAGAGUGAUUUCAGUUCCUACUUGUAACCUCAACCUUGUAUUCCUAAUACAGAGUUUUAGCCUGACAGUCUGAUUGAAUUUCUCAGCAGAGUUUUUAGAAAUAUGUCAUUGUUUCACUCUGCUCCGUGACGAAGGUCCGUGUCUCUCAGGGACUGUUGACAUUUUGCUGAUAUUUCAUCAAGUUUGGCCCUACCACAGAGCUACCAGAGCUGUUAGAGAGCACCAGCUCCUUCAGGAUCACCUGCCAGCUGUGAUGCUGUACCUUUUACAUCACGACUGUGAGAUGACACCUCUCCUUGCUGGCAGACAAGCCAGGUGGGUAGGCAUUGCUCCUCAGAGCUGUUCUGCACCUCGGGAGGUGCAGGCCAUUGCCUGGUUUAGCAUAAAGGAAGUCAAGGACAAGGACAGCGUUAUAAAUAAGGGGCAAAGCGCAGAGCUGUGUCCUGUUCCAGCUUUGCUGCAGUUGCAGAGAGCAACCUUGGGCAGAUCAGCUCCUCUGCAACUGCGUUUCCCAGGACAGCCUUGCUCCUGUGUGCUGACUGUGACAGGGGUUUGUGAAGGGCUUUGGUCUCCUGGCUGGGCAGAGGUUCAUUGCUGAUGGAAUUGAUGCAUACAUGCAGUAGGGGGGAAAUCUUAAGCUUUUCCAGAAGUCAUCUUCCUCCUCUGUAGCAUAUCCUUCUUUUCUCCUGAUGCAGAUAAGGUGGUCCAUUGUGGGAAUAUCAGCCCGGAGUAUUAUGGGUAAUAUUCCAGGUUAAUUAUGGAGGGGGCAGGAAAAAUAGCCUGUGCCGUUUUCAACAAUAUCAAAGGGAUGCUACCUAAUGAUUUUCCUAUUAGCUCUUUUCCCAGCCUGCCAGAGUCGCUGCAGAAGUGUCAUUUACAAAGGCAGUUUGCAACUCAUUACCCUGGAUUUUCACUGUAGUUCUGCUCCAGAGAGCGUGGGCUUUUGCUGCGUGCCCCAAACCUAAUGAAUUGCCUGAUUCGGUUAGUGCUGCCAUCCCUUCUGACAAGGUUAGUUGCUGACUGACAGGAAGGGGCCUGAAUUCAAUUCCCUUCUUGUUUUCGACUCACGCUUGUGUCAAGCGCAGGCUCCCUCUGGGAGCUGCCCUGUGAUCCCUUCCCUUUGUUUUUCUGCAUUCUGAGGGAAGCAGCCCAUGCUUGGAGAAGUCCUGCAGCAAGUGGCAGGGGCGUGUGUGCUGCUGCCCCUGGCAGUCCCUGCUCAAUGCCUCAAGUCCCUUUCCAGCUGGAAAAUUCCUUUGCUCUCCUGCUCUGGGGCUCUGGGCUUUUCUUUUUCUUCAUUGCUUUGGGAUUUGCUGUCACCUGAGCUGGGCUUUGUAACUCUUCAGCCAAAAAAUACCUUGGAAAAGUUGCAAUGUGGGCUGGGGGAAGAGAACUGCUUUCCCACACAUUAGAGGGCAACUGUGUCCCUGUUGUGGGAGCUUCAAGGUCUGCUCCAGCCUGUUUGAGCUUUGCCAGGCACUUGUAUAACAGUGCCGGAGAAAGCUCUUUGUCCUUUUUCACUAGAGAGCAGUGUGCUUUUUCAGGCUGGAGGCCUAUGGCUCAAAUCCUGCUAGGAAUAGCUCCUGAGAGGAGAAAUCAAGGCUGUUCUUAUGUCAUGUCACAAGUGCUACCACUUGGAAGCUGAAUGUGGCUACUGCUCAUUCAGCUGGUGGUGCAGGAAACAUGCAGGUGCUGAGAGUGCCAGUUUGAGCUGAGUGUGGACAGCGGAGCCUGGGACUCCUGCCCCCCUCACUUCCAGGUCUGUGGACACACACCUGCUAAAUGCUGUUCUCUGAGCCUGCAGUUGAGAUGUCAGAUGCCACCCCCUGAGGCUGCAGCUUGCAUCCAGGACAUCUCUUAUUCAGUUACGCUGUCUCUGGGCUGGGCUGUGGCAGGGGAGUUUUUUAGUGCUGGCCCUCGAUCCUUUUACUGGAUGUCUUGAGGAUCUGACCAAGCUGGCCCACAGGGGAGGCAGUGAUGUUUCAGAGAUCAAUUUGUUUCUGCUGCAUGUGGUGCCUCCUCCUCCACUCUUAAUUAGAUUCCUGUGGGUCCCUCUUUCUUGCUGCCCUUAUUUGCUACUGAGUCCCUGUCAGGGAGACCCAGUUGUGGCCAUAUCAGCUGCUUGCUGUGCUCUAAGGAGCUGCUUCUGAUUCCUGUUCUGGCUUGUCCACCGAACUGAGGAAGGUGCCUGUCCUCUGCUGGCAGUGCCACUCUGCCUGUCAGACCCACCGGUCUGGCUGUGCCAUGGGGAGCCUGAGGUUGAGUGGAUCUAAGUUAUCCCAAGUGCUCUUUCACCCCCAAGUGCUGCCUUCUCUCUUGCACAUCAGCUCACACCCCCAUGUGGGCACAGUGUUCCCGUCCUGCAGGUGGGAAUCCACAUGCUGAGGGACAGGGAGACUUAUCCCUGGUCAGAGUGGAAGCAGCAAAGCGAGGAGCCAGGCUGUUAUCCCCUUGCUCUGCACCAGGAGCUCUCACUCUGAUCCCUCUCCUUCCGCCAAGCAACUGUCCUUUUGCUGUGCAGCUUUGUCCUUUUCCUUGGCCUUGCUCUUUACCAAUAGAUGGAAGGAACCCGUGCUGUGCUUUUUCCCUUGGACUAUGCUGCAGAGGAGAAAUGAGAAUCCAGACCGUACAUGACUCUGUGCUGUGAUCUCUGAUCUCCCCUGAGGUUCUGCUUCACUUAGGUGGUCAAACUGUGUGGAUUGAAUUCCUUGGACUGGGUCCCCCCCACCAUGUUGAGGAGAGCCCCUCUGUCACCAGGGAGGUGAUUUUAUUCCAGCUCUGACUUGCAGCAAAAAGCCAGAACUGGAAGGGGAAUUGUCCACACCUUGGUCCCAGCCUGGCACUCUGUUAUGGUCACUACCCUGGCUUCAUGCUCAAGGACCAGGACUCUGAGAGGGACCUGCAGCACCACCUUCUUACACCCUCUUUUCAGACUUGGUGUGCAAGGUCUGCACAGUAAGCAAUUCCUUAUUGUCCCUUAGGUUUGCUGGGUGACAGUGGACAGUACCCUCUAAUGGGCAUCUCUUUAACUCCUCCUUCCCUCUAGAGAUGUGUGAAGCUGUAGGAUGUUGUAUUUGCCUUACAGAGCCCUGACAAUGGGUUGUCAUUACCCAUGGACAGCUCUGGAGGGCUCCAGCUGACCCUUGGGUAGGGCACUGAGCUGCUACCUGCCCAUCCUGCCUCCCUCCCUCCCAGGAUCUUGAUUUUGUUCCCCAUAGGCAACAUCUUACGUGGUCCAUCAGCUGCUGCUCCCUGUCCAGAUGGACUCUGUGGGCACCACGAGGUGGGUACCUGUCUCUGACGGAGGCUGUGCUCGUGCAAGCUUAGAAACGUCACCUGUGUGCUCCUGACCUGAUGAUUGAGCUGUCGGGUGUCUGAAUGAAUCUUCUUGGUCUGUAAACCUAAUGUUCUCUAAUAGUUGGGGUGAGUCUGGCUGAACGUUUCUAUGGUUUCCUGGUGGUUGCUAAGGAAAAGGAUCGCUCUGCCUCUGGAUCUUGGUGACUUUCUUUUUGCCCUGUCUUAGGUACUGGAGCCCAGCAGAACAUAAUGCUUGUUGUUUCCCAGCCCACUACAAUGGUCAGGGCAUAAUUUGUGACUCCUGUCACGGCUGGGCUGGGCGCCUGCCACUCUUUUUUUCUAAGGCCUCUUUGAAGAAUGAGACCAAAGAGCCUUCAUGCAGGCGUUUGCAUGUUUGCUGCGCUCCCUGCCCCCUUGCUUGCUGUUUCCUUUAGAGCUCCAAGUCAUUUUAACGAUUUAUUUCAUGCACUUUACAUAGCAAGAAGCUGUAGAAGCAGCUGUGUCCAUGAAUCCUUACCAGGCAGCCCUCAGUAUAUUUUGGUCUGUCUACGUAUUGUCCCAGGCACAGUUAAAUAAAUCUCUGCUGGAGGAAGGGACUUUACAGCUCAGCAGCAAAGGGCUGGCGAAUGGGAAUAUAAACAAGAUACUUAGUGAGCUGCUGGAUCCUGGAAUAACAGCGCCUCUGGGAUAAAGCUCUGUUCCCACCAGCACAGCUGGGGGCCAGAUCCAGUGCGGGCUCUUUGUUGCUGUCAGCAGGGACUGCGUCUCCAUCCGGCGCCCAGUGAUAAUAUUAUAGUUACGGGGUGAAAGUUGGACCCAAACCUGCAGACUGGAAGCAGUUAUAACUGUCUAGGCCAGAUGCUGCCCUUGUCACCCUGCUGUCGAUCCAGGCCUCGGGUGUUGAACAUGAUGGGCUCAUUUCCACGGGUGCCAUUUGGGAUCUGGGCAUGGAUGAGCUCAGCUGGGUUCUGCAGAGGCUUGGAGCUGCACGCAGCACUGGGCAGCAUUCGAUCCGUCAGGGCAUCACAGGAUUCACAAGUUUACUUUUGCAUAUGGGAUCAAAGCUUAAAAUAUCAGCUGGCCUUUCUCUUGCUCCUGACUUUUCUAAAACAUCUGAACAAUUUCUUCUUUAGCUCUGUUAAAAUCAAUCAAUCUGACAUUUAAAUUGUAUGUGAAUUUGAUAAAUAAAGACAGGUUACAAAA
Messenger RNA from Neopelma chrysocephalum (saffron-crested tyrant-manakin), 9919 nucleotides. It is a transcript of the gene COPS7B, whose product is annotated as COP9 signalosome subunit 7B. The coding region runs from base 78 to 872 and encodes 264 amino acids. Lineage: Eukaryota; Metazoa; Chordata; Aves; Passeriformes; Pipridae. Gene Ontology annotation, biological process: COP9 signalosome assembly. The transcript is spliced from 8 exons. The record is from RefSeq and is a predicted model, not a curated record. Gene Ontology annotation, cellular component: COP9 signalosome.